Messenger RNA from Sorghum bicolor (sorghum), 1239 nucleotides. RefSeq lists its product as uncharacterized. NCBI's taxonomy places the organism in Eukaryota, Viridiplantae, Streptophyta, Magnoliopsida, Poales, Poaceae. The transcript is spliced from 7 exons. The coding region runs from base 90 to 704 and encodes 204 amino acids. The record is from RefSeq and is a predicted model, not a curated record.
UCCAAUCCUCCUCCUCCUCCUCCAUAUCAUCCUCCUCCUCUGCUCUCCUCCUCCUCCCCAGCAAGGCGAAGGCUGAAGAGCUCGGGCAGAUGGUGACGCCCCUGCAGGUGUGCUGCUGCCUCCCGCCACCGCCACCGCCACCGCCCGACGCCAAGAGCAGGGGCCACACAAGAGUCGCCCGAAGAGACUUUGUGCUCAGGAGCAGUGAGCUCGCCACGCUCGCCGCCAUCUUCCACUUCAGUGGCACCAAACCAAGCUACCUUGGCGUUCAGAAGAGUCAUCCAUCCCUUGCUCUGUGCCCUGCAACCAAUAACUGUGUUUCGACAUCAGAGGAAAUAAGUGAUUUGAAUCACUAUGCUCCCCCGUGGAACUACAAUCCCAAGGAUGGCCAGAGGGGUAAACCCAUAACCAAAGAGGAGGCCAUGAAAGAACUAAUUGAAGUCGUGGCGAAGACAAAGCCAGACAGCUUCACUCCUCGCAUUGUAGAUAAAACAGAUGAUUACAUCCGAGUUGAAUACGAGAGCCCUAUAUUUGGGUUUGUAGAUGAUGUGGAGUUCUGGUUCCCUCCUGGCAACAAACCACUCGUUCAGUAUCGUUCGGCGUCUCGAUCAGGAUUUAUCGACUUCAAUGCCAAUAAGAAGAGAGUAAAGGAGCUGAGAUUGGCAUUGGAAAAGAAGGGCUGGGCUUCAGAAAGCAACUUUUGAAUUGAAGGAAGAAGAAGGAUGGAAGAGGUGCAGGUGCAUGCUACUCAGACUCAGUGCAGGUGCAGGCGUGCAGCUGCUCGUCUCAUCCCAUUCAGAAUCAGACCAGAGACCAUCAGAGUCUUUGGUUGUAGCAGCACACCUGGAAGUGGGUGGGAUAGUAUCCCCUUUGGGUACUGCCCACGCAAAGGCAAAAGUUUAUCUUUAUUGUGAUGGUCCUCAGCCCUCGUCCUCACUCAGGUCAGCGCUUGGUCCUCGAGCUACCUGCUCUGAUUUCCGUCGGGGUCACUGUUGACUUCUUUUUGCUUAUUGUUAGUCCACUAGUAGAAUGCCUGAUUUAGCAGCACAACUGGAACUGGGAUAGUGUAUGUUUUAGAACGGAGGGAGCGUGUGCUUGUCAUCCACAUUCGUGCCCUAUUUCACGCAUUCGUGUCAUCAAUAUCAAUAUAUGUUAUUUCUUUGAAAUCUUAAUUUAUGCACCGUUUGAGGUUCAAAUCAUUGUAAUAAUCAGCAUAAAGUUAGGAGUAUAUAUUACCAA